Staurois parvus is the source of this 307-nucleotide messenger RNA. NCBI's taxonomy places the organism in Eukaryota, Metazoa, Chordata, Amphibia, Anura, Ranidae. The record is from the annotation of a GenBank genome assembly.
CGGUCAUGUGAUCAGCUGUGUCCAAUUACAGCUGAUCGCAUAGGACAUGUACACUGAUCAUCAGGCCACUGAUGAUCAGUGUGCCCCGAUGAUCAGUGUAGCCCUAGCAGUGCCACCUGUCAUUGUCCAUCAAUGCCAGCUGUCAGUGCUCAUCAAUGCCACCUGCCAGUGCCCAUCAGUGCCACAUCAAUGCCACAUAUCAGUUCCUACCAGUGCACAUCAAUGCCACAUAUCAGUGCCCAUCUGAGCUGCCUUUCAGUGUCACCUAUCAGUGCCAGUCAGUGCCACCUAUCAAUGCCAGUCAGUG